Cyphellophora europaea CBS 101466 is the source of this 1050-nucleotide messenger RNA. RefSeq lists its product as uncharacterized. The transcript is spliced from 2 exons. Gene Ontology annotation, cellular component: nucleus. NCBI's taxonomy places the organism in Eukaryota, Fungi, Ascomycota, Eurotiomycetes, Chaetothyriales, Cyphellophoraceae. Bases 1 to 1050 code for a protein of 349 amino acids. The record is from RefSeq and is a predicted model, not a curated record.
AUGUCCGACUCUGAGCUAUCGGACGCGCCUGACAUAGGCAUCCCUCCCGACUUCGAGCUGGAGAAUAGCUUGCGGCGCGAGGUGAACCGCGCAAAUCAGAAAGGCGAAGUUGUGACUGUGCGCUUGAUACGCACAAACUCCGAGCAGAGACUCGGCCUGCCUGAUAGCUUUUACAAAACGCAUGACAUAUGGAAGGAUCGGAGCAAGGACGUGAUCCACGAUCAAAUGAUCAGCGAGAAGGCUGUGCCCAGUUCGCCUGUGCUUCAUUCGAAGACUAAAGCUGCCUCACACGAGCAGAGCGACAGCCCGCGCCCAGCCAAGAGGAAGUCAGCUGAGACGCAAAGUCCACCGCCGAAGAAGCAGAAGACCAAGACAGAGAAGUCAGCAAACCUCUCGAGCAUACCCAGCGAUAUCAAUUCCGACGCCGAAUCCGAGCCUGAAGCAAGACCGAAACAGGGAAAGAGGGCAUCCAAACCCGCGAAAGCAGCCUCGUCACAGAGUAAGCAGAAAAAAUCCACCAAAGCCGCGGAUUCGAGCGAGGAGCCUGCAAGGGAAGACGAUAAUUCCGAGAGCGAGAUGUCCAUCGUGCUUGAUGAAGACCCGAAACCGAGCAAGAGGGGAAAGAGCAGAGACGCCCCAAGCAAGGACAAAAAGUCCAAGGCAUCCAAACCCAAAGCCACGGCGGAGGUCGAUUCGGACCAGGCUGAGAUCAAACGCCUCCAGAUGUGGCUAGGACGGUGUGGCAUCCGCAAAGUAUGGGGCGCAUACCUCAAACCCUAUGAGACGCCUAAGGCCAAGAUCAAGCAUCUGAAGGACAUGCUUGCUGAUGUCGGCAUGACUGGGCGGUACAGUCAAGAGAAGGCCAGGGACAUUAAGGAGGCAAGAGAGCUCGCGGCGGAUAUUGAAGCGGUGAAAGAGGGUGACGAAAGGUGGGGCACUGGUGGGAAACCAUCGGACUCAGAAGACGACGGCCAAUCUCGAGGUAGGCUCGUGCGUGGUUCACGAGCGCAGUAUGAUUUCCUGAGUAGCGAUGGCGAAGAGACCAGCUGA